This is a messenger RNA of Quercus lobata, 360 nucleotides long. Its product is annotated as 7-deoxyloganetin glucosyltransferase-like. The record is from RefSeq and is a predicted model, not a curated record. Lineage: Eukaryota; Viridiplantae; Streptophyta; Magnoliopsida; Fagales; Fagaceae. Gene Ontology annotation, molecular function: quercetin 3-O-glucosyltransferase activity; quercetin 7-O-glucosyltransferase activity. The coding region runs from base 1 to 360 and encodes 119 amino acids. The transcript has a single exon.
AUGGGUUCCAUUACAGCAGCUACAAAACCUCAUGUAGUUUGUGUAGCAUACCCACUUCAAGGUCACAUAAACCCAAUGAUCAAGCUAGCAAAACUCCUCCACCAUAAAGGGUUUCACGUAACUUUUGUCAACACAGAGUACAACCACAAACGCUUACUCAGGUCUAGAGGCCCCAACGCCCUCGAUGGCUUGCCUGACUUUCACUUCGAAACCAUUACCGAUGGGCUGCCACCGGUAGAUGCAGAUGUUAGCCAAGACGUUCCUUCUCUUUGUGACUCCACCUCAAAGCAUUCGCUAGUUCCACUUCGCAACCUCCUUUCCAAACUCAACGACACUUCGUCUUCGAUGUACCGACUGUGA